Paramisgurnus dabryanus is the source of this 1537-nucleotide messenger RNA. It is a transcript of the gene tmprss5, whose product is annotated as transmembrane serine protease 5. Gene Ontology annotation, molecular function: serine-type endopeptidase activity. The record is from RefSeq and is a predicted model, not a curated record. NCBI's taxonomy places the organism in Eukaryota, Metazoa, Chordata, Actinopteri, Cypriniformes, Cobitidae. Gene Ontology annotation, biological process: proteolysis. Gene Ontology annotation, cellular component: membrane.
AUGGAGAAUCUUAGUAGAGAUGUUUUGUCAGUCAUUGAGAAUCCAGUAGUGGUCAGACAGUCUCUUCAUACACAACAACUAGAAGUGAAUGAAUCAGCUCAAAAUAAUCUCACCUGGAUCACAGAACUUCAGACUUUUCACCCAGUGUCUGGUAAAGUGUUAACCCAGAAGCUGUUGCGGGUAUUAGCAGCUGUUUGUGUACUCUGUCUGCUGGGAGGGGUUGUGGUUGGUGUUUGGUUUAUAGUGAAAGUUCUCCUAAGACCAAACUCAGAUCAGAGCCCUGCAAGUUUAGGAGACAACAAAGAUACCUCCUUCUGUAACAUAACAGAAGAAAUCUAUGUGACAGACCCCAGGAAAGUGUUUUACAGGAUCAGUGGUGAAAACUCUCUUCUGGAGAUUCAGCUGGAGAAACUACAGAUGUGGCUGCCCGUGUGUUUUGAGAGGUGGAACUCAUCUCUGGGAACUCUUGUAUGUCGACAGCUGGGAUAUCUGAGAUUAUCAAAGCACAAAGGUGUUAAUCUGACUGAUGUUGGGCCAAACUACACAGAUGGAUUUGUCCAAAUUACCUCUGAACACCAAAACAACUUGGAAAGAUUAUGGCGUUUCAGGGGAAGCUGUAGUACGGGAAAAAUCAUAGCUCUGAAAUGUUUUGAGUGUGGCACCAGAGCAAAAUUACCAAGGAUUAUUGGAGGAGAGGAAGCCACUUUAGGCAGAUGGCCCUGGCAGGUGAGUCUUUACUACAGUAACCGUCACACCUGUGGAGGAUCCAUCAUCACUAACCAGUGGAUAGUUACAGCUGCUCACUGUGUCCACAAUUACAGGCUACCUCAGGUGUCCAGUUGGGUGGUUUAUGCUGGUAUUGUUACCCGCAAUUCAGCUAAACUGGCUCAAUAUCAAGGCUUUUCUGUGGAGAGGAUCAUCCACAACAAGAAUUAUAACCACAGGACUCAUGACAAUGAUAUCGCUUUGGUUAAGUUAACAACUCCUUUGAAUUUCUCAGACACCAUUAGACCAGUGUGUUUACCACAGUAUAACCAAGAUCUCCCUGGAGGAACCCAAUGCUGGAUCUCUGGUUGGGGAUACACACAGCCAGAUGAUGUUCACAUACCAGAGGUUCUUAAAGAGGCACCUGUACCUUUGAUCAGCACAAAGAAAUGUAACAGCUCUUGCAUGUACAAUGGUGAGAUCACCGCUCGAAUGAUCUGUGCAGGAUACACAGAAGGGAAAGUGGAUGCGUGUCAGGGAGACAGUGGAGGUCCUCUGGUUUGUCAGGAUGAGAACAUCUGGAGGCUUGUUGGUGUUGUUAGUUGGGGAACAGGCUGUGCUGAGCCAAACCAGCCUGGUGUUUACACAAAAGUGUCGGAGUAUUUAGAGUGGAUUUAUGAGAUUAUAGAGGUUGGUAAAUGAAGACUUCAUUAAAGAGCUUUUUAAAGUCAAACUGCUGUUAAAUAAGUUUACUUAUUUAAUGUUGAAGUCUCAAGUUGUGCUUUUACAUUCUGUUCCAGAGCUACUAAAUCUCCAGACCUCUUUUUGCUGA